Suillus paluster is the source of this 2121-nucleotide messenger RNA. RefSeq lists its product as uncharacterized. The record is from RefSeq and is a predicted model, not a curated record. The transcript is spliced from 5 exons. NCBI's taxonomy places the organism in Eukaryota, Fungi, Basidiomycota, Agaricomycetes, Boletales, Suillaceae. Gene Ontology annotation, biological process: regulation of DNA-templated transcription. The coding region runs from base 1 to 2121 and encodes 706 amino acids. Gene Ontology annotation, cellular component: nucleus. Gene Ontology annotation, molecular function: DNA-binding transcription factor activity, RNA polymerase II-specific; transcription cis-regulatory region binding; zinc ion binding.
AUGGGAGUUUCUGAUGCAGGAGAACAGACUACAGUUUCUACAGGCAGCAAAAGGGCGCAUAGCCCCAGGACUGCGCCUGCCAAGCGUGCAAAGGCAGCUCAGGCUUGCUUAUCAUGCAGGAAGCAUAAAACACGCUGCGAAAUGCUUGACGGAGACAACUCGGGCGCUCAGUGCCAUCGAUGUAAAGUCCUCACCCUCCCUUGCUCCUUCGAAGAAAAUGGCGCUCCGUCGAAUGAUCGGGCAGGGCCUUCCUCCCGCCCUGCACACACACCGGACAUCCGUUCCAUGCGCGAGGACCGGCGUCAGUCCGUCCCUAUUUCCCAAAAAUCCCAUGAUAUACCAAUGGACGACUCUCGCGCGCAUCCAGGUCCCAGUUAUUCAAGGAAUUGGGACUCUAGCUCCAACACCCUCCCGCCAUUUCACAGAUCUCAGCCCCAAGAGGAAGAGGUUGACCUUCUAGACCCUGAACGCUUACUGCCUGAGCGCCACAAGCCGUGGGGAUUUUUAAAACUCCCUGGUGGCUUCGACGGUACCAUGGUGCCUAUGUUGGCUAUGCAGGCGCUUACUCGUGCAGGUUCGAUUGAUGACUCCUCACGGAGUAAGGUGGAUCAGGCAUUGCUCCAUAUUCUUGGGCGGGAGCAGAUAAAUUAUCUGACCGAAAUUUUCGAGGAACGUUACGCUCCGUGGCUCAAUCUACAGCCUAGUCAGCAACCAGAAGGACCACUUCUCAAACUUGCCCAGUGCUGCGUUGCAUCACGACAUCUCGGACCUUCGACACGCUCGGUAGUCUCUCCUCAGCUAUACCGUCUGGCAGACGAGUACAUCUUCAAACAGGCUUAUCACCCCUUGCCAUCUACGGAUGCAAUACACGCCGUGCUCGUACUUUCGUUAUGGGAACCCAUAGGGGAUCCAACGACAAAGGAGUCGCGCGACGGUCGAUUAAUUGCGUCGACCGCCGUCAGCAUGGCAAUGAACCUCCGUCUCAGCGAGGCCAUGGUAUAUUCUAAAACUCUCCGGAGGCAGAAAAAACCGAAUGAACUUCCUAGCGAAGAGCUGAUGGAAGCUAUUGACAAAGCACGCCUUUGGUUCGCAUUGAACAAUGUUGAGUCAAUGCUUUGUGUGGGUACAGGGCGCAGCCCCAUAUCGGAUUGCGAUAGUCUUAUACAUGACGCCAUCGAUACAACGUCGGUCGCAACGAUCGGGGCUGGUCGCGAUAUGCGUCUCACUUUAAUCUCCCAAAUGUUUGCCGCCACGCAAUACGGACUCUCCAUACGCCUCCGUUCAGCAGAGGAAAUCGGCGUCUUCUACAAAGAAGUGCUCAACUUCUUGAUGCGAAUGGACGUGAUCGAACGCCUUAUCUAUCCACUCCCAGUCUUAGCAGAGCACGAGGUCUUCUUCUUCACGAUGUUGCAAGUCUACUAUCAGUCCUGCCGGUUGCUGGUCCUGGUACAUGCCCUGAUGGAAACGAAGAUUGUGAUUUCCAAGUGUGACCAGCAAAACCCUUGGUUCCUCGUCGCAGAGCACAAUGGAAUCAACCUCGCACGGAGUUGGGGUCACCAUGCACUUGUCCUAUCUGAAGGCAUCCUCAUCACUGCACUAUCACGACCUGAGCUCAUGCUCCUCAGCGCUGCACCAGAUAAUUUCUUCUCAAUGCUCACCCUCGCAACAUUCUUCGUCAUCCUCAGCAAGUGGUCCGUGAUGGAAAACGCCGGCGAGCAGCUUCCUGGGUCUAGUGACAGCAUCCUGGCUCGGACGAUCGAUCGCAUGCGACAGGUGAGCGCAGCUCCGGACCAUGUUCCCGCAAAAUGUGCUCGAGUCAUCGAGGCUGGCGUGUUGAGUUUCCGGCGGCGCUCAUCGGAGAAAUCAGAGGCAGAUUCGCGAGAGUUCAACCGGCCGUUACUCGAGCAUUUCGACACAGCCGCACGCGACUUCCGAGAGCGUGUUUCAGCACCCGCUGCGCCCUCAGGGUACCCCGCGGAACAGCUGUACUCGCAUACCCCGCAGUCAUUCCCGUCGUUCCCAAUCAACGACCCAAAUUACUUCAUGAAUUCGGACAUUUUCCUUGACAACGAUUUUUGGUCGUCGUUCAUGUCGAACUUGAGCGAGGGGAAGGGUAGAUAA